AUGUGGACUUUAAAAGUAAAAUUAAAUGAAUUUAUUACUUUGGCAAUUAUUUUCUUAUUGAAAAUUUCGGGAAAUGUUUGUUUUGGACCAGAAGGUCUAGCAGGUCAUGUGGCAGUAAAUGUUAGUGAUCGAAUGUAUUUUAUGGGAGGCUCUCGCUUUAUUCCAUCUGCAAAUCCAAUUAGAAGUUCAAUAAGAGUAUAUAACUUAUCGGAUGAGGUUUUCGUCUUGGAUUUAUCAUCUCAAUUCUCCACUAGUAGCCCACCAUAUAUAGACCUUUCUAAUACUUCACGAAUGUUAUAUGGAUAUGAAAGGGGUACCGUAGUACUCGGAGGAGCAAGUAGACAAGAUAUAUUUCUAAUUGGAGGCGUACAACAAGAUUUAGCCAUGCUUAAUAAAAUUGAUAAUAAUGCAACUAUUACUUCAAAUAAAACAUUAAUGAUAGAAGAAAUUAGUAAAACAUAUAAUCAGAUAGAUAAAUUUAUUUAUUAUUACCGUCCAAAUGCAACAAUUUGGUCUUACCCUCAAAAUCAAAGAGGAAUAGUACCAACUAGGCGCAGAUCAACAGCAACAGUUAUAAAUAAAAAAGGCGUGAUGUAUAUAUUUGGAGGGAGAGUUCAAGUAGACACAGGAUCACCUAUAUUCACCUGUUAUAAUGACUUAUAUUCGUUCGACACAGUAUUGUUAUCUUGGAAUAAAAUAGAUGCAGUUAAUGCUCCUCUACCUCAAAGUCAUUCUGCUCCAGUAUUACUGCCCAGUGGUAAGAUUCUUUACAUUGGUGGCGUUUCUCAGACUACUCCUGGAACAGAUGCAGAUUUAAUAGAUAUGACGGAUAUUAGAGUAUUUGACACAGUUUCUUCUACUUGGUCAUAUAAAACUGCGAUUUUAAAAGAUCCAUCAAUUUCUAUUCAACCACGAAUAUCACAUACUGCAACUUUGACAUCAGAUAAUAAUGAAAUUAUUAUAAUAGGCGGAAAUUCAAAUUAUAAUUACAAUCUAACUACUGCCACGCCAGUUUUUGUUUCAUUAAAUAUUGCAACUGAAAAUUAUGAAUAUUCAGAGCUAAUUACUUCUGGAGAUAAACCACCUUUAUUGGCUGCACAUACUGCUAAUUUAUAUCAGAACUAUUUAAUUGUUGCUUUUGGAAACAUUACUAAUUUUGCAACACCACCAACCGAGAUUAGCUCUCGCAUUUAUUUAUUAGAUAUGCCAUGCAAAGUAUGGGUAACUACUUUUACACCUGGUAAAUCAACCUGUAAAAUACCGAGCAAUGGAUUGAUUAAUAAGGCGAUUAUUGCUAUUAUUGUCUGUAGUAGUAUUGUUGUUGAAAGAUUAAAGAGACCUACUAUGAAUACGGCAAUUAUCCUGCUAGAAAGUCCAAAACUUAAUCCAGAAGAUAUAAAUUAA
Molecule: messenger RNA, 1404 nt
Organism: Scutellospora calospora
Lineage: Eukaryota; Fungi; Glomeromycota; Glomeromycetes; Diversisporales; Gigasporaceae
Source: the annotation of a GenBank genome assembly